AUGGGAAGUCCCGGGUGGUUGAAGAGCGACUUCCCGAAGAUCCGAGAGCUGGCGGCGCCCUACUCCAGCUGCACUUACUGCCAGUACGGGCCAAGUCUUUGGGAAGACGAGACUCAGAAUGAGCCACUGAAAGCGCUGAGGGCCCAGUUCCGGCAGUACACCUUCACCUUCAGGUCUGAAUGGUGCGGCUUCGGCCGGAGCGCCAACUGGCAGCACGUCUUGAAGAUCACAAACAACGACUCCGCGGCGGGGGAAAUAAUCGGGGACCUCUAUGUGGUGAACGCCAUUGCCUCUCACCCCUUCGAUCUCUGCGUGGCAACCAGCGGGAUCGACAACUCGGUGAAGAUCUGGAUGCCCAGCCGCCGCGAGGAGCCCAUGCCGCUGGACCUUGCGGAGUUCCCCUGG
Messenger RNA from Effrenium voratum, 405 nucleotides. Lineage: Eukaryota; Dinophyceae; Suessiales; Symbiodiniaceae. The record is from the annotation of a GenBank genome assembly.